AUGGAAGCGCGGUCGGCGCUGGUGGUGGCCGUCACGCCGCGGCAGCCCUCGGUGUUUGCGGGCGAGGAGCUGGAGUGUGUGAUUACCUUUACGAAUACGAAUACGCUGAGGAGUGUGGACGAAGGGCGCGCGAAUCCCGCCAAGGCGUACGCGCAGCGGCGCGUCGUCUCGCAUGCAUUUUCGAGCACGAGCCAGGCCAAGGUCGACGAGGUGGCCGGGCGCCUGGGCAAGGUGGGGUUUGCAACAGACACCGCGCAUGGCACGACACUUGGACGUGGCGUGCCACCCCGGCGGCACCGCAAGUUUGCGUCACGGUCCGAGCAGUGGCCCGACCGCAAAAGCCGGCUGCCUGCAUCGCAUCCCCACGCGCGUCAAAAGUCGGUCGUGGAGCACCAGGUCGAGGACCUGAGCCGCGCGUUUCAGCUGCAGGAAAAGGAGGAGGAGGAUGAAGAGGAAGCGCCGCCACCGGUGCCCGAGUCGCCGAUGCCGGACACCUACGGCGUCGGACAGACGGCCGGCGUCGACUCGGCCCUGCGCGACUCGCUCACGUCCUGGUCGCGCGAGCAGGCCGAUGUGCUGCCGCCCGCGCGCAAAUUGCACCCCAGCCCCUUGUUCCCGGACCCCUAUGCACUGCCAGACGGCCACGAGAAGCUCAUCUGGGCCUUUGCGCAGUUUGGCGGGACCAUGGAGCUCGACCGCGCACUGGUGCGCCCGGCUGACUUUGACCAGCUGCGCCUGCGCCUCUCGCGGGGCGAGCUUGCUCCGAGCACGCCGCAGACGCCAGCGACACCAGGCGACACGCCGCGGCUCGUCGGCGGCGGCGAGCUGGGGUACGAUACCGAGGUCGAGGCCGGCUCGCUCGAGUUCGAGACGGGCUACUCGGACACGGACCUCAAGGCGGAGCACACGCCGUCGGUUGCCGCGCUCACCGCGCUCCUCUUUCGGUAUGCGCGGUCGCCCACGCCGCAGAGUGGCGCUAGUCGCGCGCCGCAUACGCCGCGGCACAUGCGCAGCGGCUCGACGCUGUCUGAUAUGCGUGCGCGUGCGCUCUUUUCGCGGACACUGCCGACAUACUCGACGCCGCCAACGAUCCUCGGCAUCGACAUGGUCCUCGCGCCUGGCGAGUCGCGGUCGUUCACCUUUCGCCUGCGCAUUCCGCCCGACCUUCCGCCGUCGUUCCACGGGCACGCGGCGCACUUUGACUACUACAUGACUGUCGGCACGAACCGCAUCGAUGGUGCUCUGCCCGGGACGCAGCAGUCGCGCCUCUUGCAUGUCCCGAUCCGUGUCUAUAACCACGUCGGCCCGUCUGGCGCCGCGGCGUGUUUCGACCUGCUGAAUCCGAUCGUCUCGCUGCAGCCCGAAGCCGAGGUCGCGUACGCGGAUGCAGAUGACCUGAGCGAGCGCGAAAAGACGGCCGCAUUUGUGCGGCAGGUGCUCGAUGGCGACGCGGCAUCGGCGACGGCGCUACGCGGUGAUACUAUGGAGCACAGGUGCAUGGACACGGUCAAUGACCUCGCGCGCACCGCCGGAAAGGUUUCGUACGAUAUCGCCAAGGACGGGCAUGUGGCCGCAGUGCUGACCCUCGCUCGUGCACGCUACCGCCUCGGAGAUGCCGUGCAGGCGCUGGUGCGCAUGAACCUGCCCGGGGCACGCGUGCGCAUCGUGCGCCUCGCCGCUUCGCUCGAGUCGCACGAGGAGAUCGAUGCGAGUCUCGCGCUGCUUCCCGGCCAGCGCACGCAAAAGCAGACGCGCCAGGUCUAUGCGACCCACCACGAGUCGACGCUCGAUACGCGCCAAACGAGCAUUGUGCUCACGAUUCCCUCUGGCGCGACGCCGGAAUUUGCGACGAGCGGCGUGAAGCUCAAGUGGACGCUGCGUGUGUCGCUCUUGACGCAGACCAGCGCGCUGCAGAGUGAUCAGGGCUCGGUCGGCAUCGCGCCGGUGCCGCACUGGGCGCCCGAGAGCGACGCGUACGCCGCCUUUCACACGGCGUUCCAGCGCACGCCGGCGCUUGCGGGGGUCGUGCAGGACGACGAGAAGCGCGUCGCGACCAAGCUCGAGAUUGUCGAGUGCUCGGUGCCGAUUGGCGUCUUGCCGAAUAGCUCCAAGAGCCGGACGGUGCCGAUCGAGUUGUACGCAUAG
This is a messenger RNA of Malassezia japonica, 2145 nucleotides long. It is a transcript of the gene RGP1, whose product is annotated as Golgi membrane exchange factor (Ric1p-Rgp1p) subunit. The coding region runs from base 1 to 2145 and encodes 714 amino acids. Lineage: Eukaryota; Fungi; Basidiomycota; Malasseziomycetes; Malasseziales; Malasseziaceae. The transcript is spliced from 3 exons. The record is from RefSeq and is a predicted model, not a curated record. Gene Ontology annotation, biological process: retrograde transport, endosome to Golgi. Gene Ontology annotation, cellular component: Ric1-Rgp1 guanyl-nucleotide exchange factor complex; Golgi membrane.